This is a messenger RNA of Neltuma alba, 1833 nucleotides long. Its product is annotated as disease resistance RPP13-like protein 4. The record is from RefSeq and is a predicted model, not a curated record. The coding region runs from base 1 to 1833 and encodes 610 amino acids. The transcript has a single exon. NCBI's taxonomy places the organism in Eukaryota, Viridiplantae, Streptophyta, Magnoliopsida, Fabales, Fabaceae.
AUGUCGAGCCCAACAAAAACAGAUCCAACGAGAGAUCUGCUCGAACUGCUGCCUCAACUCAAAAAGACCUUUGAAGAUGUAGACAAAGAUGUCAAGAAGACGAUCGACCUGUAUUCGAAGAAUCAAUUCCAACUAGACACGAAGUCGCAACAGGAACUGAGCCCCCGAUUCCGUUCUAUCCGUGAGGAGCUCAUUCACAUAAACGAAUUUCUGGGCCAACGUGCCAGUGAGGCCAAUCAGGAAUUUCUGGGCCAACCUGCCAGUGAGGCCAAUCAGCACGAUUUCCAAGCUUUAUCUGAGACGGAGCUGAAUAUUGUAAACCACGCGGAAGAGGAUCACCUCAGCAAAACUACCGCACCCUCUCGUUUCGAUUCUAUCCGUGAGGAGCUCGAUCAAAUAAACAAAAUUCUGGGCCGACGUGCUAGUGAUUUCAAUCAGGAAGAUUUCCCAGCUUUAUCUGAAACUGAACUCGAUAUUAUAGACGACGCGGAAGAGGAUCCGCUCGUGAAACGUCUUCGGGUGAGCUACGAAUUUUUCUUCGGACUUGAUGAACUUAAGCGUGACCCGAGAAUUUGCUUGUUUCUGGCAAUUUUCCCUCGAAAUGCCGUUCUGAGGAAAAGGUUUCUUAUUUAUUGGUGGAUUGGGGAAGGGUUGGUCCCGCACGAGGAAGAAGGCGAAAGAGUAUUUGAAGAGCUUUUAGAUUUAGAAUUACUCAUACCCCAUGGCAAGUGCCCGAGAGUGAGUAAAUGUCAAAUUUCCCCCUGGGUCCGUUGCAUGUUGAUCGCACUAGCGAAGAAAGAGAGGCUUUUGGACAUAAAAGAUGGGAUACCACGUUUUGAUCUUGCCCAUUCCCGGCGUACUUGUUUGAUCUCUGGUCACCCUGAUUUGGGAAUUGAAGGAGAAUCCACGCUGCCAGAGACUUUGAGGACCAUUUUUAAUGUGAACGAGAGGGAUCUUCAUUUUCAAGACCAAUGGCUUGCUAAACUGAAGAGACUGGUGGUGCUUCAGCUUGGUCGUUGGCAGGUUUCUCCCACCCAUCACAUCGAAGUUCAAGAUGAAUCGUUCCUAACCGGAGGUUUGAAGACCCAGAAACUGCUCAAGUAUCUCAGCCUCCGUGGGAUUUCAAGAAUAACUUCACUUCCAGACUCCAUCAGAGAACUGGUCAGCCUCGAAAUUCUGGACCUCAAGGCUUGCCAUAAUCUAGAAAACUUGCCCGAUGCGGUUGCGUCCUUGAAAAAGCUCACACAUUUGGAUGUAUCAGAAUGUUACUUGAUGGAAAGCUUGCCAAAGGGGCUCCACAACCUUACUCCGCUCCAAGUGCUCAAGGGAUUCAUAAUAGGCAAUUCUCAGAAGACUCUCAUUAGAUUAGAGCAUCUUCCACAUCUGAAGACUCUGAAGCGAUUAAGCAUACAUAUAGGGAGUGAGGCUACCAUCCAGAAAGAUGAUUUCGACAACUUGAAGGAUUUGCCAGAGGUCAAGUGUCUGAAAAUAUCUUGGGGCAGAGCAACCGCUUUACAGUCUGUGUCUUUUCCGCCGGAGCUACAAAAACUGGAUCUUGAAGGCAUUCCUCACGAGACGAUGCCAGAAUGGUUAAAGCCCAGCAAACUGAUGAAUCUGGAGACGCUAUACAUUAAGGGAGGAAAGCUCCGUAAUUUACCAAAUAAGGGCGAGCAGUGGAAUAAUGUGAAAUAUUUCGUCCUCAAGUAUACAAAAAUGCCGACAAUUAACCAAGAAACUCUCAAGCGAAUGUUUCCUUCGCUCCAAUACCUAAAGAAGGUUGAGUGGGUCAGCAAAAGAGGUGAGCAAGAAAAAGUUGAGUUUGAGUGGCCUUAA